Molecule: messenger RNA, 2160 nt
Organism: Passer montanus (Eurasian tree sparrow)
Lineage: Eukaryota; Metazoa; Chordata; Aves; Passeriformes; Passeridae
Product: BPI fold-containing family B member 4-like
Exons: 12
Coding region: 36-1280 (414 amino acids)
Molecular function (GO): lipid binding
Source: RefSeq, a predicted model, not a curated record
CUCGACAUCAAAGGGUCCAGGUGCUGUGCCAGGACAUGCCACCCUUCUGGUGUCUCAUCUUUCUUGGGGGCCUCCUGCCCCCCUCCCAGGGCUUCCUCAACCUGCUGAACCCAGCACAACCCAGCGGUGGCCUGCUUGGCACUGGUCUCAUUGGUGGAAAAAGUGGGCUGCCUGGCACAGGGGCUCUUGGUGAAGGAGGGCUGCUUGGCACUGGCCUCCUGGGCAAAGGAAGUCCCCUUGGUGCAGGAAAUGAACCCAGCUCAGCUGGAGCCCUUGGCACAGGCCUCCUAGGAGGACAGCCUGGCAGCAGUGGGCUGCUCGGCACAGGCAUCCUUGGUGGGAAAGGCCUUGGACCCGGACUCCUUGGUGAAGGACUUGGCACAGGAAUCCUCAGUGGAGAAGGACUUGCCUCAGGAAUCCUUGGUGGAGAAGGCCUUGCCUCAGGGAUCCUUGGUGGAGAAGGCCUUGCCUCAGGGAUCCUUGGUGGAGAAGGCCUUGCAACAGGCCUCCUUGGUGGAGAAGGCCUUGGCAAUGGUCUCCUCAACAAUGGUCUCCUCGGCAAUGGCCUCCUGGGCAAUAACAGCCUCCUUGGACAGACAGGUCUGCUUGGCACAGGGCUGCUUGGGAAAGGAGGUCUCCUGGGCAAUGGAAGUCUGCUUGGACUCGAUGGUGUUCUGGGUGCAGCAGGAGGACUGCUGGGUGGUGGAGGCCCCCAGAAGAUGACACGCUAUGCCUGGCUGAAGGUGCUGAACCUCGAGAACGUCCGAGUGUCUUGGAAGGUCCUUCGUGGGACUGAGCUUGUGCUGAACCUGUACUCGAAGCUGGUGCUCCGCUUUCCAGGGAUUUUUCAGUUUCUGAGUGGAUCCUCAGUAGAGGCAAACAUCACAUCACACAUUGCCCUGACCCAGGACUCCCCUGGUGACCUCAAGCUGGUGGUUAAGAAUUGCAGCAACCUCCUUGGCGGCUUCAGCGUCAGCCUGCGGAAAGGCCUCCUCACCAAUGUGGUGAGCAGCUUGGUGAACAAGUCUCUUAAAUCCCUUGUCCCUGCGCUGCUCUGCCCAAUAGUGAACUUGUGGGUCAGCAUCAUCAACAUUAAUCUGCAAUUCCUCAACCGUGUCAUCUCCUUCGGGCUUCUGGGGAAAAUCUACUCUGCCCUCUCCAAACUGCCAGUGACAUCUGGGCACUAUGUGGAGCUGGAUCUGCAGAAUUCCCCAUUCCCGAGCACCUUCAUCGACUGGCUCCUUCAGACUGCAGGUGUCAACCCCAGGAUCAAUCCGUAGCUGCAGGACUGACAGAGCCCUGGGUCCCCCUGCAGGUGAUUCCCAAGGAGGAAGAGGAGGGAAGGGAAAAAAACUACUCAGUUGGUGGAGAAUAGACAUGAAAAUGGAGAAACCCAACCAAGAAAAGAUUCUUUCUUCUGUUCUACAUUUCAGCCUUCUCAGAUUUUGGUGUCUCUGUCCAGCCUAGAGUUAUCUGUGCUAAUGAUAAUCUGUGCCAAUAGUGAUAUGUCGAUAAUUACCCAUACUGAUAAUUAGCUAUGUGAUCAGCCAUGUUGAUGACACUGUGACUGGAGGCAGGAGCCCCAAGUCUUGCCUGUGUCUCUCCUGGCUGUCAUGGCCACAAAUCACUUGUUAUGGCACUCACUGAUGAAGGGAUGACCUUCAUCCCCUGAGGGAAAACCUUCACUUGGGCUGGGGUUUAGGCCAGGAAUGGCUCAGCACAGAGGGGACAUGCCAGGUGCUGGAUGCAGACAGUCAGGCAGGGCUUUGGUCCCCUCAGGAAUUUCAGGAGACUGCACCAACUGCCCAAAUCCUUCUGAGAAGGGAAGAGAGAAAAGGGACGAAUUCAAUGAGCUGUAAACACUUCGUCUUUGCUAUCCUUCUGCUUCUUGAUUGGCUUACUAUUUCAAAAGGGAUUUUUGCUGUUUCCAGUGAUUUCAUACUGUUAAAAAGAGGCAAAAAGCCCCCAGCCUAAUCCAGGUGCACACUCAGCCUAUUUGUUCCCAAACAGCAACGCUUUGAACUGAUCAGAGUGAAUGCUAUCCUGCCUUGUAAUCUCCAAGUGGAUUUGGACGUGCUGCAUUGUGGGUGAGGUGGAUUUGAGGCAGAUUCACACCCUUCUGUUACUCCUUACAAUAAAAAUGAUUUUUCUUCAUCUGCA